Molecule: messenger RNA, 2433 nt
Organism: Tigriopus californicus
Lineage: Eukaryota; Metazoa; Arthropoda; Copepoda; Harpacticoida; Harpacticidae
Product: sorting nexin-2-like
Exons: 3
Coding region: 496-2145 (549 amino acids)
Cellular component (GO): endosome
Molecular function (GO): phosphatidylinositol binding
Source: RefSeq, a predicted model, not a curated record
ACGAAAGCAGCCUUCUGCAGAGCGGUUGUUUUAUCAAUGCAAGUUGUUGCAUGCCAAGGGCCCCAAAAGGAACAUUUUCAGAGAAAGGAAGGAGAGGGCGCAAAUUCGACCUUCGCCUCCUUAACGUAGAAGAGCACUUGUUCCAAGGCCUGACGUCAAGACAUUUCUGAGGUGGGCCCUAAUGCCACUAGAAGGUAGGGGAACUGCCCCAUGACGAGCUAACCUUGCUCGCCUGAUUAAGUUACUUGCAGGUGAAAGAAAGGACAACUUGGACCACAUGGUCUAUCAUAUUCAUAUACCUUGCCUCCGCACUCACAAGUCCAUGUAAGCGCAACGCCAGGAAAGACUUUGUAGUUCUCUGACCGGAGCCGAUUUUAAUAAUUCAGAACGUUAUCUCGGCAAUCAAUCGAUGGUUGGGCUUGGAGGGCUUCUGUGAUUGCUCAUUGCGAGUGAAAAUGCGAAAAUUAGCCAUUUUGUCUCCAAAAACGAUUUAAAAUGGAAGGCGAUUCGAUUUCGGCCUCGGAUAUUCUGAAUACCCCGACCAAUAUGGCCUCGGCACCCCCGAACCACAACGAUGACCAUGCUAACCAUUCCCUGCCUGGAAGUGUCGCAGAGAGCCCUGAUGAAACUCCUCAAAGCAAUCCCCGAUUACCCCCAAUUGCUAAAAACUCGAUUCGACCUCUCCAAUCUGUUCCAACCGGAAGUGAAGAAGAAGCCAAGGGUAUUGGAUGGAGAUUGCCCCUUGAGACCGUCGAAACUGAAACUGAUGGUAAGAUCAACGAUCUCUUGGACAUGUUGGAAUGCCCAAUUUGCUUGGAUACGGCUGAUAAACCCCCAAUUUACCAAUGCCCUGAAGGGCACUUAUUGUGUGAGGAUUGCAAUAGCCGCUUGAGCGACUGUCCUCAGUGCGGUCAUGCUUUACUCAAUUCUCGAAACCGCACGGCUGAGGAGCUGGCACAUCGGCUACAGCAAUUGAAAGGAAACCGGCGCGAAAUGCUGAUUCCAAGCCAACACGUCCAUAUCUCCGUGUCCGAGCCAAGAAAGAUUCGAAAGGGCCUUUUUUCUCACGUGGCUUACCAACUGACUACAAGGAUUGGCCAUCAAGAUCCACCCACUACAUCGACCUUUAAGGUCGACCGCCGAUACUCUGAUAUUUUGAAGUUGUAUCAAAAAUUACAGUUAGAGUACCAGCCCAAUGGCAUUAUUAUUCCUCCUCCACCCGAAAAAAAGCGAUUGGCGACGAUUGCAAUCAAAAUGAGUACCGAUGCGGAUUUGAAUGCGUCGGUGGCAUCUGAGGUAAUCUCCAAAAGAUGCGUCGCGUUGGACCGAUACAUGAAGAGAAUGUGCAAACAUCCAGUCAUUCGCAAAGACCCUAAUUUCCGGUCUUUCAUUCAGGAGCAUGAAGUUUCAAAGGCUGUGCUCAAGAGCAAGUCGAUAAGCGAGAAGUUCUCGUCAUGGGCAGGCAAAAUUUUAAGGAUAAAAUCGCCAUUUUCAGUCUCUGAACAAGAUCCGUGGUUCCAAACGAAAGUGGCGCAACUGAACACCAUGUCCCAACAGAUGAAACAAUUGGAAAAAAAUCUGUCGGGCAUGUCGGACCAGAAACGAAAACUUGGUCGAACAGUGAAUGAUUUUCAGGCCGGUUUAAGCAACAUGUCCGUGGGGCGAACCUCUCGGGAUGGCAAUCUCAACCAAGUCAUUAAGGAGGUCAUUCAAUGCCAUAAGACUAUGGCCCAAAUGCAGGAGGAACAAUCAAAAGCGGAUGAAAUCAUCGAGCAGCUGGCCGUGGACUAUCAACAUCUUGUCAAAUCGGCGAAAACAACGCUUCAGCACCGAAGUCGAUAUCAGAAAGACAUGCAAAAGGUUCAAAAGGGCAAGAACCCACUGGAAGAAAUCGAAAAGAUUCAAGUGAGCUUUGACAAAAUCAGUCAGACAAUCCGCCGUGAGUUGGAGCACUUCGACUUUGUGUUACGGGACGAAUUUGAGGAGGUUUUUCGAGCUUACAACACACGUUAUUGGGCUUCACUGGCUUCCGGUCAAGACACCCGAAGCCGAUUGAACACUCCCUCCGUUCCGACGCAUGAUCAAAGAGGUGGAGUGAUGGCAAAUGCGCCCAACGUGGAUGACAUUGAACAAACCGAGACGUAAAGUCCACACAUUCAUACGUCGCUGACUCGUCGCUGACUCAUCAAUGAUGACAUUGGAACGAAAAUGGAUCAUGUUGAGGAUGGCUUGAAUUGCUAUUUUUGUACGUCUGGAUGAUUUCUUCUAACUUUGACAACUGCUCAAUCGGUUGCUUCAAUGUAACAGAGUGACGCGGAUCUGCAUUCGCUCCAAAUAGACAGCUUAUUUAUCCGACUUUAAAAUGUUGGCAAUACUGGUGUGAACCAUACAAAUCUAAGCUUGAAAUAUAUAUUCUAUCACAUUUUGUCACCA